Messenger RNA from Dichomitus squalens LYAD-421 SS1, 2461 nucleotides. Its product is annotated as kinase-like protein. NCBI's taxonomy places the organism in Eukaryota, Fungi, Basidiomycota, Agaricomycetes, Polyporales, Polyporaceae. Gene Ontology annotation, biological process: peptidyl-serine phosphorylation; peptidyl-threonine phosphorylation; mRNA cis splicing, via spliceosome. The record is from RefSeq and is a predicted model, not a curated record. The transcript is spliced from 11 exons. Bases 973 to 2316 code for a protein of 447 amino acids. Gene Ontology annotation, molecular function: ATP binding; protein serine/threonine kinase activity.
CUCGUCGACAACGAGCCUUUCUUGUCAUCGUGCGGUGCUCCGUAAACCACAAUCACUCGAUAUAAAACAUGACUAACGUCUCAUCAGGGUCUAAGCGUGUGUGGGAGGGGCCUAACGACACCGAUUCGCACAAAAGACCUCGUGAGGACCACCGGGAUUGGAGGGAUGUCCAUUUGGACUCUCCUCGUCGGAAAGGACCACCCCCUAGCCGGAGGGAUUCAGAAGAUAGAGAUAGGAGAGGAAACGGAGAUAGGCGACCCCCGCGUGGAGACUACAGACCUCUCAGCAGAGACCGCGACUACGACAAGAGACGGCCUCGGGACUACAGCCGAGACAGGGACAGAAGAGAUGACAGGGGAAAAGAUCGUGACAGAGAAAGGGAUCGCAGCCGCGGUGAGCGCAGAGGCGAUGGCUCUCGGAGGGACAGCAGUCGCGGCAGCGACAGACGUCGGGACGACCAUCAUCGCAUUCGACGUCCUUCCCCUCCCCAUACACGAGAGAGGCACCUAAAUGAUAUCUCCGGCACGCAUACGCAGCCAAACAGAGUUCAGGACGAGAGAGAAGAAGGAGAGAUCUCCCCCAGACCCAGCCAAGAGGUAUCGCCUCGAUCUCGUCGGGGACCUUCUCCCCCUCUGUCGAAGGCGGCACGUCAAUCUGAUGCUCAAGCAAAGCAGGAGGCCCCCUCACAGCCUCAGGCAGCCUCCGAGCCGGAGAUGGAGCUGGAGCUUCCGCGUUCGCCUCCCCCCGUUCAGGAGACGCUCGCAGCACGUCGUGCAAAACGUCAAGCUAUCUUAGCCAAGUACGCCGGCAUUGCAAGCACUAGUCAGGGACCGACGCCUAGUCCAGGACCUAGCAGCCCACAGCGCCGUUGGAAGCCCUGGUCCCUCGGGGUCCGUACGCGGAGAAUCUGUGCGCGCAGCGAGUGCUGCGCCGGAGAAGCGCGAAACGGCGUCUGCGUCACCUACGCCUGGUAUGUUCUCGCUCGCGAAAGGUAACGAGGAAGAGGAGGUGCAAGCGAAGGCGCAGCAAGAUGGUGGAGGCGAACAGGUCUCCGCUGCUGACUACGACCCAAGCCUUGAUCGCCGCGAGGACGAGCACAAGCGCGUCUGGGGUACCAAGGAGGAUUCGCAAGAUGUCGAGAUGAUCGAGGAGGAAGAGGAAGAGGAAGACGUAGACGAUAUGUUCGCCGUCGCGACCACGGAGAAGAAGAAGGUGAGGAAGGUGCAGCGUGUGGUCAAACCGGCUGCCCCAGCUAUCAUCACGUCCACGCUUGAUUCCGCCGCCGAUUCUGAGGGAUACUAUCAAGUCAUCCUGGGCGAGCAGCUCGAUGGUGGGCGAUACCAGGUCUUCUCUUCCCUCGGUAAAGGCAUGUUCGCGAAUGUCGUCAGAGCGCGCGUGCUUCAAGGGGACGCGAAUGAAGUAGGGAAGGAGGUGGCGAUCAAGAUCGUGCGGUGCCAGGAGUCGAUGUUCAAGGCUGGCUUGAAGGAGACCCAGAUCCUCAACAAGCUGAAGCAAGCGGACCCAGAGGACAAGAAGCAUAUCGUUCGACUCGAGCGGACUUUUGAGCAUCGGGGCCAUUUGUGCCUUGUGUUCGAGUCAUUGAGCAUGAACCUCCGUGAAGUUGUUAAGCGCUUUGGGAAAGACGUUGGAUUGAAUAUCCAGGCCGUUCGAGCGUACGCCCACCAACUGUUUCUGUCGUUGAGUCUGUUACGCAAAUGCAACAUCAUGCAUGCGGACAUUAAACCGGAUAACAUCCUGGUCAACGAGCAGAAGACACUACUCAAGCUGUGCGACUUGGGUUCCGCUUCCGAUGCCUCUGAGAACGAUAUAACUCCUUAUCUUGUGUCCCGAUUCUAUCGCGCACCUGAGAUCAUCAUGGGCCACCCCUACGACCCCGCCAUAGACAUCUGGUCGAUCGGCUGCACGCUUUACGAGCUGUACACCGGCAAGAUCUUGUUCCCGGGCCGGUCGAAUAACCAGAUGCUGCUGCUAAUGAUGGAACUGAAAGGACGAUUCAACCAGAAGAUGAUAAAGCGGGCCAAAUUUGGUGAUAUGUACUUCGACGAGCUUGGUGCGUUUCUGAGCGUUGAACAUGAUCGCGUAACAGGAUUGGAUGCCGUCCGAAAGGUUCACAUCACGAAGCCAACGCGGGAUCUCCGGCAGCGAGUCCUGCCUCCGAGCUCGGUGAAGCUCAAGGAUGAGGAGAACAAGCUGCUUCUAUCAUUCGUGGAUCUGUUGGACAAGUGCCUCGCUCUGGACCCUUUGAAGCGGAUCACGCCCAAAGAGGCGUUAGUGCAUCCUUUCAUUCGUGGCUAGUCUAGCGUGACCACAGGUCUCAGAUAAAGAUUGCUGUGGGCUGGUGCACUGGACACAAUCCAUUUGUUCCCAUAGUGUUCGUGUGCGAUGAGUAAUGUACAUCGAUGCGAAGACAUGGUCAAUCAAAGAUACGUGUCACCCUGCG